Pseudomyrmex gracilis is the source of this 647-nucleotide messenger RNA. It is a transcript of the gene Lamtor4, whose product is annotated as ragulator complex protein LAMTOR4. Gene Ontology annotation, cellular component: Ragulator complex; lysosome. Gene Ontology annotation, biological process: positive regulation of TOR signaling; cellular response to amino acid stimulus. Bases 128 to 484 code for a protein of 118 amino acids. The record is from RefSeq and is a predicted model, not a curated record. The transcript is spliced from 3 exons. Gene Ontology annotation, molecular function: guanyl-nucleotide exchange factor activity. Lineage: Eukaryota; Metazoa; Arthropoda; Insecta; Hymenoptera; Formicidae.
CUCUAAUAUAUGGCAAUACUUGCUGUGCGUUGUCGCGUUUGCAAAUUUUUUCCCGUGAAUUAAAAACCGCAGUGUUGUUUUUAUUGUUAUCUUGUCAUCAACGAGGGUAUUUAAUUUGAGCUGUCGCAUGACAUUUUGCCGUCUAUUGGCGUUAUCAUCAAACAAAAUGUUGGCACUGGAGCGCAUUCCUGAUCAAACUGGAUACUUGGUUUUAACAGAAGAUGGUGCUGUAUUAACGUCUGGAGGGGAGUUAGAGAAUGACGAAAGAGUGGCAAAUAUAAUUAGUAAAUUGGUUAGAUUGACAAACAAUGUCGAUCCCAAGGCAUUUUCUUCACAUGAAUCUUUUGACAAAAUAUCGAUUAAGUACAAAGAUCAUUGCUACGUUAUAUGUCUCUCUAACAAGAAGAUUCAUGUGGUAAAGAGAAAACUGCCACAGCAAACUACAACAGUAGUUGUCGAGCAGCAACCUACCAUCGACGUUUAGAUAUGAAUUAAAAUGAUAUAUAUAAAACAAUAAAUCUAUUCUUCGUACACUUUGAUAUGUAAAAACUAAUUUCUUCAAUAAUUAUAAGAUUUUAUUCUCUGUUAUGUAUUUAUAGGAAUGUAUGUUACAGUUUAAGACCUCAUGUGAGUUAAUAUCAUGUAUA